Gracilinanus agilis (Agile Gracile Mouse Opossum) is the source of this 1422-nucleotide messenger RNA. It is a transcript of the gene BUB3, whose product is annotated as BUB3 mitotic checkpoint protein. Gene Ontology annotation, biological process: mitotic spindle assembly checkpoint signaling. NCBI's taxonomy places the organism in Eukaryota, Metazoa, Chordata, Mammalia, Didelphimorphia, Didelphidae. The record is from RefSeq and is a predicted model, not a curated record. Gene Ontology annotation, cellular component: kinetochore; bub1-bub3 complex; mitotic checkpoint complex. Gene Ontology annotation, molecular function: ubiquitin binding. The transcript is spliced from 8 exons. Bases 90 to 1070 code for a protein of 326 amino acids.
GGGGUGUUCUGGGAUCUGUUCCUUAAAGAGAGCGCUGAGGAAGAAGGCGGCAAGAAGUAACGGACGGUGGUCUGCCAGCGGACUACAAGAUGACUGGGUCCAAUGAGUUCAAGUUGAACCAACCUCCCGAAGAUGGCAUCUCCUCCGUGAAAUUCAGCCCUAACACAUCCCAGUUUCUGCUGGUCUCAUCCUGGGACACCUCCGUCCGGCUCUACGAUGUCCCUGCCAACACCAUGCGCCUCAAAUACCAACACACUGGUGCAGUUCUCGACUGCGCUUUCUAUGAUCCAACACAUGCUUGGAGUGGGGGAUUGGAUCAUCAGUUGAAAAUGCAUGAUUUGAAUACUGAUCAAGAAAACCUUGUUGGAACCCAUGAUGCACCUAUUAGAUGUGUUGAAUAUUGUCCAGAAGUGAAUGUUAUGGUUACUGGAAGUUGGGAUCAAACAGUUAAGUUAUGGGAUCCCAGAACUCCUUGUAAUGCAGGAACAUUUUCUCAGCCAGAAAAGGUUUACACACUCUCUGUGUCUGGAGACAGAUUAAUUGUGGGGACAGCUGGUCGGAGAGUGUUGGUAUGGGACUUGAGGAAUAUGGGCUAUGUGCAGCAGAGAAGAGAGUCUAGUCUGAAAUACCAGACUCGUUGCAUACGGGCAUUUCCAAACAAGCAGGGUUAUGUGUUAAGCUCUAUUGAAGGCCGAGUAGCAGUUGAAUAUUUGGACCCAAGUCCUGAGGUACAGAAGAAGAAAUAUGCAUUCAAAUGUCACAGACUGAAGGAAAAUAAUAUUGAGCAGAUUUAUCCUGUCAAUGCCAUUUCCUUUCACAACAUUCACAAUACAUUUGCUACAGGUGGAUCUGAUGGAUUUGUUAAUAUUUGGGAUCCAUUCAACAAGAAACGAUUGUGUCAAUUCCAUCGGUAUCCCACUAGCAUAGCAUCACUUGCCUUCAGUAAUGAUGGGACCACACUUGCAAUAGCAUCAUCAUAUAUGUAUGAAAUGGAUGACACUGAACAUCCUGAAGAUGGUAUCUUCAUUCGCCAAGUGACAGAUGCAGAAACAAAGCCCAAGUCUCCCUAAUCUAAUCAUCUUGUGGAAGUGUGGCUUCUCUGUGGAAAGUUUUUGUGUACUUCCUACAAAAAGAUACAUUUGUCCUUAAGGGAUAAUUUAUAGUAAAUGUAUAUGAACUCUUGUCAUUGGAUUUCUUUCUUUUCCCUUGUCUUAAAAGAAACAUGUAUAUGUAUCAUUUAGUGCUUUACAAGAAAAAAUUUAGAAUCAGGACUCUGUGUUCUUCUUGUAACCUGAAAAGAAAUUUUUAUUUGGAAAUUUUUAACCCCACCCACCCUCCUUGGCCUCAGCAGCUUUAGCUGUUUUGUAACACAAACUGCUACAUAUUCCCUAUUGAAUAAAUGGAUUUCAGAAACUUUUAAAA